Messenger RNA from Drepanopeziza brunnea f. sp. 'multigermtubi' MB_m1, 702 nucleotides. The record is from RefSeq and is a predicted model, not a curated record. NCBI's taxonomy places the organism in Eukaryota, Fungi, Ascomycota, Leotiomycetes, Helotiales, Drepanopezizaceae.
AUGCCACGAUCAAAGUCUAUCUUUGCGAUCUUAAUGAUCCUGAGCUUUUUCUUCAACGAAGCUCAAGCCAUGUUUUGGCGCAAAGAAAUAGUUAUCGGCUAUACAGCAGUUACUAGUGAUCAGGCUCGGGAUAUCAAUAAAAACAACAAGCUUUAUAUACAGCAAAUCCGAUCCAUUAAUCCUUUAGGAGAUGGCAUUUAUAUGAGAAACAAACCUGAGGGCUUGGCGAAUCGAGAAGGCACUUGGUUUUGUGCUAUCAAAGCGAGAAAGUGGAAGUUGAAAAAAGCCGACAAAGUCUAUAUCCCGAAAUUUUAUGAACCAGAGACUUCGGAUGAUACUCUUCCGCAAGAACAGACUUCGCGUGGUGGUUCAGGGCGAAUACGACUAUGGGGCAAAGACGAAAAAGUCCUCGUAGAGUACAUCAAGUCACAACAAGUAUUGUCAAGGCUCAAGCAAACGCUGCGCUGGCCAUGGGGUCAAGCUGAUGAGCCCAAUAAAGCGCUGCGCUUCUCAUGGGUUGAAGGAAGGAAGCGGCAACUGCAAAUGGUUAUCCCAAUGAGAGUGGUAUAUGACGAUGAUCGAUUGGAUUUAUGGGCUAAAUGCUUUGCAUCAGAAGCUGAGCUGAGGGAAUUUUCGGCCGAACCUAUUAAAUGGGAAACUUGGAAUAUUAAAGGACAUCCUGGAAGUCCGGACUCUAGGUGA